Molecule: messenger RNA, 1269 nt
Organism: Symbiodinium necroappetens
Lineage: Eukaryota; Dinophyceae; Suessiales; Symbiodiniaceae
Source: the annotation of a GenBank genome assembly
GAUGCAAUUCGCUCUUUUCCUUAUCCAAUCUAUCCGGUGGAGAUGGGUGAUGAGCUCUGCACGCAGCUCUCGAAGAACCCGAACUUCAUACUCCAGGGUUUUAUGGGUAUGCAAACUCAGAUUCAGCAGGCCGUUUCUGAUCUAGGUAUCAACCUAGAGGACUAUGGUAGAAAGGGCAAAGGCACUACCCGCACCAAAGGCAAAGGCAAAGGAAAGCGCACCGAACGCAGCAAAGGCUACCAGUCAGACAUGUACCGCAACCAAGCAGAGGAAGAACAGGAUACAGAUGAAGACUUUAAGCCCAAAGGUGGUAAAGGCUCUUGGCGCAAAAACUCUAACUACUGGGAUAGGCCUAGCUCUUCUAGGGACACUGGUAAGGGCUCCCGUGCGCAUUGGGACGAUUACCGCCGCCCGGCAAGCAGCAGGAUUGACUAUGGAGGCCCUAAGGAUCGCCCAGACAAAUGGUGGAAGGCGCGCGACUUCGAUGAAUACGACUCAAAGUUUGAUGAUUUGGUUCAGGACUCUACGCGCCGACGCAGAGAGGACGAUCGACAGCAGGAGGGUCGCCACACGCGUCAGCGUGGCCGAGGCUUGGAUGACCCUUCGCUCUUUUUUCCUUGUGAGGAGUGUAUGGCUCUAGAUACAACUGCAAAACUCCAGCAAGCCUUGUGUGAUCUCACUUACGAAGACCUUCACGACAAGCAAGCAACAGAUGUGCAAAAUUGGUUUUAUGCGGUAGCUUUUCCGGAGGAUAUCCUAGCCAAGCUCCCCAGAACAUAUGUAGAUCCAAAGUAUGAACCACACAAAUCCUCCUUCCUCAGAAACAAGUGGCCAGAAUGGAAGCAUUUAAAUCGGGCAAUUGGUGACGCCAACCCCCAUAGCUACAGCCGAAUGAUGAUGCUCUUCGAGGCGGCCUUGCGGCCAGCAGUUGAGGAGAUGCUCUAUUGUUUCGACUUACCCUCCCCAUCCAGAGUCCCAGGCUUUGCUGAUAUGGGUUGGGAUGAUUCCUCUCUUGUGGUUCAGGACCUUAUCCCGUGGAGGGAACUCAUUCGACAAUCGUACGCCCUGGCAAUGGAGCGGCGCGGUAUCCCUAAGGAAUGGGAUACCAGUUGUAUCAAACAGUUGUGCCACUCUCUUUUCUCGGACCAGCACGACUAUCUCUUUGAACAAGCUGUAGAUCAUCUCUGCGAUGUUAUCUUUAGGGAUGAAGAUAUGUGGACUGUCUUUGCGGGACACGCCCCUGGACAAACGAAGCCCUCAAAAAGCUAG